Molecule: messenger RNA, 1249 nt
Organism: Cucurbita pepo subsp. pepo (vegetable marrow)
Lineage: Eukaryota; Viridiplantae; Streptophyta; Magnoliopsida; Cucurbitales; Cucurbitaceae
Source: RefSeq, a predicted model, not a curated record
UGGGAUUGAAAUAUAGUGAGAAUGGAGCAAGAUCUCAAACAUCCCACGCCCUCUUUCAAUGCUAUUCCUGAUGAUGAUGCACAUAAUCAAGAAAUUAGAAUUGUGAUGCAGUCUGAGGUUGAUGCCUUUCAACCAACGCCCCUCCACCUUGCUUCAAAAAAUGGAGACAUCGACACCGUUCGAGCUUUGUUGAAGAACAACACGGGUGCUUGCUUUGUUUACGAUAACGAUGGGUUCAUUCCUCUCCAUUAUGCAGUAAUUAAUGGACAAGUCGACAUCAUGAAAGAGCUUAUCAAUGCAACACCACAAUCUAUUUGGAUGAAGCUCAAAGAUGGUCGAACUGUCUUGCAUUUAUGUGUAGAAAGUAACCAUUUAGAGGGUCUAAAGCUGCUUAUUGAAACAUUUAUGAAUUGUCAUGAAGGUUUCUUGAAUACAACUGAUGACGAGGGGAACACGAUUUUGGAUUUAUCAAUCAAACUCAGACAAAGUGAGAUGGUAGGAUAUUUACUCUCGCUCUCUGAAGUAAAAACUAGAGUAAGCACAACUUCAAAUGUUAGAAAAAGAAGUCUAGAAUCUCGAAAUUCUAAAAAACAAAGACGAGAAUCUGCAUCAUUUAGAAUAGGGCGGUGGAAGGCAUGGAGGAAGAAAUUAAAAUACAAAGGAGAUUGGGUUCAAGAAGUGCAAGGGACAAUGAUGUUGGUGGCUACAGUAAUCGCAACCGUGACUUUUCAAGCUGGGGUGAACCCUGCAGGCGGUGUUUGGCAAGAAGACACUCCAGACAGUGCUACUUUGAAAAAUGGGACAAUUCACCGAGCUGGAAGUGCAAUUAUGGCAUACCGACUACCAGUACAACACUUAGUUUACUCAAUGGCCAAUGUGGUCUCGUUCAUGGCCUCUGUAAGCGUGAUUCUGCUAAUCAUCAGUCGAGUUCCACUAAAAAAUAGAGUUUGUAGUUGGGUGUUAGUGUUGGCCAUGUGUGCGGCAGUAGUGUUCUUAGCAUUGGCCUUUCUACAAGGAUUUAUAAUGGUUAACCUCAAGCCUCUCAACGAUCUUCCUGCAGCCAUUGGAUAUUAUUUCGCAUUAUACUUUUUGUUCGGGUUGGUCGGGUUGGUUGGUCUAAUCCAUUUAAUUCGUUUUCUUGUUUGGGUGGUCAACAGCUUAUUAUGUUGUUUCACCUCUAAGUUUAAAGCCCACAGCUUUAAAUGUAUCGUAUCUUAAAUAUUAUAUAAAUUCAAUCAAAUUAUUUUAA